This is a messenger RNA of Erythranthe guttata (spotted monkey flower), 1249 nucleotides long. Its product is annotated as RING/U-box superfamily protein. The record is from RefSeq and is a predicted model, not a curated record. Lineage: Eukaryota; Viridiplantae; Streptophyta; Magnoliopsida; Lamiales; Phrymaceae. Gene Ontology annotation, cellular component: cytoplasm. Gene Ontology annotation, biological process: protein ubiquitination. Gene Ontology annotation, molecular function: ubiquitin protein ligase activity.
AUGUACUUCUGCCAUCAAUGCGAGCGCACCGCCACAAUUGCCCCCUCCCCGGGUGGCGAAAUCCUCUGCCCCUCUUGUAACUCCGGUUUCGUCGAAGAAUUCCAAAACCCUAGCCCUGAUCCUAGAAUACCCGACCCUUUCUACCCCGACCCGCUCUCCCUCCUCCUCUCCCAAUUCCUCCCCCCCGCCUCCGCAAACCUCAACCCUAACCCUACGCGGAGGACGGCGCCGACCGGGGUGUCUGCGCACGGAGCCGACGCUUUCGACCCGAUGUCGUACUUUUUGAACUUUCUAGCCAACAGCCGCGCCAGCGGAAUUGACUACCAGUUUGUGAUCGAGGAUAACCCGUCGGAUUCCGGUUUUUCUCUGCCGGCGAAUAUUGGAGACUAUUUUGUGGGGCCCGGAUUCGACCAGUUGAUUGAGCAGUUGGCUGAUAAUGAUCCGAAUCGGUACGGUACUCCUCCUGCCGCCAAGUCUGCCGUUGAGGCGCUGCCGAGUAUUACCGUUGACGAGGCUUUGAUGAAAUCCGACUUGGCUCAGUGCGCUGUGUGUAAGGAUGACUUUGAGAUGGGAACUGUGGUGAAGCAGAUGCCUUGCAAGCACGUCUAUCAUGAAGAAUGCAUUAUGCCUUGGCUCGAGCUGCAUAAUUCUUGCCCCGUGUGCCGCUAUGAGCUUCCGACCGAUGAUCCGGAUUAUGAAAGCGGUGGUAAUUCCGGCAGCGGUGGAGUUUCUCGAGGGAAUGGCGCUGGCGGUGCUGGUGGUCAGGCGGAGGGUUCAGAUGGGGAAAGGGUGGUGGAGAGGAGGUUGACCAUAUCAUUACCUUGGCUGUUUGGAGAGUUUGCUUCUGGAUCAGGGUCUGAUUCGGGUGGUGAGGGGGAAGAACACCAUUAUCGAGAACAUCACUAAAUGUGUUUAGCUUUUGCCUUGUGGAACAGUUACAUCGGCGCAAUGGAGGAAUGCUUGUAACCAAGGACAUAUACAGGGUUUACUUGCAUGAGAAAAUCAUAACCGUCGUUUUAAGCUUUUGAGCGAAAAGUCUGUUUCGAUAUUUUUCUUUUUUGUAUAGUUGGUCUGUGUAAUCAUAUCAAAAUUAUAGUACAGAUUUUGGUUUUGGAUGGCAUUUUGCUACAUUUUUUUCGCUUUUUAGUUGCUUAAAAAAACCAGUCACAUUCGAAUUCUGCAGCUGUGUUGGCCAUUUGAGCUAAUAUAGACUUGGGUUUGUUUUUCAAGAGUUAGUAGUUUUUUGAUA